Aspergillus nomiae NRRL 13137 is the source of this 3885-nucleotide messenger RNA. RefSeq lists its product as uncharacterized. Bases 1 to 3885 code for a protein of 1294 amino acids. Lineage: Eukaryota; Fungi; Ascomycota; Eurotiomycetes; Eurotiales; Aspergillaceae. The record is from RefSeq and is a predicted model, not a curated record. Gene Ontology annotation, molecular function: protein binding; 2 iron, 2 sulfur cluster binding; 2-methylcitrate dehydratase activity. The transcript is spliced from 5 exons.
AUGACGAUUCCAGCGGCGGACGACAAUAACUGUCCUUCCUACGACAAGGUGAUCGAUUUGAUCGUCGAAUACGCCUAUGACUAUGAGAUUGACUCCCCAGCCGCCUGGGCACGGGCCAAAGCUGCCCUUCUGGAUGCGCUGGGAGCUGCCAUUGAAAGUAUUCACACUAGCCCGGAAUGUGCCGCCAUGAUUGGCCCUGUCUGGCCCAAUACAGCCACGGUGCCAGGGGGCUUCCGAGUGCCCGGUACUCAAUUGCAGGUGGAUGCUCUCAAGGGUGCCUUUGACCUUGGGGGCAUGAUCCGCUACCUCGACCACAAUGAUGCCUUUCCUGGUGCUGAAUGGGGGCAUCCAUCGGAUAACCUUGGUGCGAUCCUCAGCACCGCCGACAUCCUCAGUCGGGAGGCCCUUGCUCGUGGCAACCCUGACAAAGUAAUCUCCAUGAAACAGGUCCUCACUGCUCUGAUCAAGGCGUACGAGAUCCAGGGCGUGUUCCAGAUCCGCAACGCCUUCAACAAGGUUGGCCUCGAUCAUGUCAUUCUGGUCAAGGUUGCCUCGUCGGCUAUGGUGUCCUGGCUCAUGGGUCUAUCUCGUGAUCAAGCCCGCGCUGUAGUCUCGCAUGCCUGGGCCGAUGGUCAUCCGCUGCGGGUCUAUCGACAAGCGCCAAACGCGGGACCCCGGAAAGGAUGGGCCGCCGGGGAUGCCUGCAUGCGUGCUGUACAUCUGGCCAACCUGGUUCGGUGUGGCCAGCCAGGUAUCCGCUCUGCGAUCACCACCCCGCGUUGGGGAUUUUAUGAUGUUUUGUACCGUGGUCAGACCUUUGAGCUACCCCGUCCAUUCACCAGCUGGGUUAUGGAGACGGUCCUCUUCAAAGUUUCCACAGCUGAAGGGCACGGAUUGACCGCGGUGGAAGCAGCAUUGACCAUCGCGCAAAAGAUGGCCCAGCGUGGGCUCCGGCCGGAAACCGACAUUGUUAGCAUUCGAGCAAGAACCCAAGAGGCCGGAAUGAUCAUCAUCAAUAAGAAGGGCCCACUGCACAACGCCGCAGAUCGCGACCACUGCCUGCGGUAUAUGGUCGCCGUGGUCCUGCUCAAGGGCAGUCAAAUCACGACCGCCGACUACCAGGACAGCAGUCCCUGGGCUCGUGAUCCUCGCGUAGAAUCACUACGCUCUAUCACCACCAUGGAAGAGGACCCGUCAUUCACCCACGAUUACCAUGAUCCUCAGUGCCGCAGCGUGGCCAACGCAUUGGAGGUGACAUUGCGGGAUGGCACCAAGUUGGAAGAAAUGGUUCCGUUCCCCCUGGGCCAUGUACGUCGGCCCGAGACUCUACAGCUGGUUCGGGAGAAGGCCCAGCAGAAUUUGGGCUUAAAGCUUUCCUCAGACAGGGUGGAGCAGAUUCUGGACACGGUAAAUUCGCCGAAGUUGGAGAAGAUGGCCGCUAGUGAUUUUGUAGACCUAUUCGUCCCACAGCCUGUCCCCUGUCAAUUCUGCGGCGUCCACUUCAACAUCAGCCGCAUCCGCUCGAAAUGGGAGCCGAGGUCAGCGGCUUUCGGCCCUGGUGGUCGUGGCGGAUGGGUCGAGGGACGGGACUUCACAAGGGAUGAAGAAGACGAGGAAGAGCGGGCGCAAGAUAUGUACGAUUACGAUGACUGCUCAUCCGAGAUGGGGUGCUGCAUGGCUCUCCGACCUCCUGGGUUUUAUAACCCGAGACCCCUAUUAUACGAUGAUGACCCAGCGGGUGGUAUUCAUCUGGAUGACCCUAACUAUGAAUAUCAGAGUGAUUCUGGGGAUGAACCUCUAGAAUACGAGUCAGGAGCAAGUGAUGCUGAGGAUGAACGUAUGGAGACAUCCGACGAUGAAUGUACAAAUCAACUAGAGUGGACGUUUAAGGUACAGGGGCCUGAUCACCCGGAAUACGACACCAAGUUCUACCCCCUCUCAACACAACUAGGCGAGAGUAUUUGGACCAUCAAUGCUGAUGGCUCUAGGACAAUGAACAAGGAGGCCUACGACAAGUCCAGAUGCUAUGAACAUAUUGCUGGGCCAGACUGCCGAAAUAGCCGAGCUUACUUGGGGAGGAAUAUCUUCGCCGAAGAAAUGAGAGGCUGCCAUACCGUUCAGUGUAUCCUUGCGAAAGGACCCGGUUGGAAACCUCGAGUGGACGAUCUCGACUUCGAACGGAAGAGUCAAUAUCAUCUGACGGGCGUCGCGCAGAUCAUGCCUUCAUCUGGAGAUGGAUUGAUAUUUGCGCCGGUUCGACACGGUGUCAAUAAUAUUCGGGCGGAAACUGAAUUUUUGUUCGCAACGUCUCAGGAGGAGCUCAACGAGAUCGGGCUACCGUUUCAUCCAGCAUGCUUUGAGUUGUUUAUCCAAGCGAGCAAGCAGUGUUUAGGGGAAGUUGACAUGGAUACGUUGGUCCGGAUUCGUGACAGAGGAUGUAUGACAAGCCAGCCCUUUCCAAUUGAAAACCACGAACAUGUCACAGAAGGACAAGAACAGGUCUGGAACCAUCAGGUCGGCCAUGAGUACCUAGUCGCCAAUCCCAUAUUUGUCCCUGCGCUGAAGCCGAUCAUCAAGUCCGCCAUUUCCACGGACAAAGGGUUCAGCGUCCACAGCAGCCCCUUCGACGCCAGGAAUCAAACAAAUACCGUAUCAUCCGCCCCGGAUCCUUUCCUAGCAUUCCCCAUUGAAAUCAGUUUGAUCAUCAUUGACUACCUUAGCUCCCAAGACAUUGCCGCUCUUCGACUCGCCUCACGCGCCUUCACACACUUACCGAAUUCGCUAUGGCAUCGGCUGGUCGUUCGGGAAAUGCCGUGGUUGUAUGAAGCGUGGUCGUCGGAUCCGACGCCAUACUAUUGGGCCACUGUAAUCACCCACGACGUGCACCAGGAAAAGGAAGCUCGAGAAGAGUGGGACCGUGACAUGGAGAAACAAAGACUUGUCAUCGCUGAAGAGAUGCCUGAAGUUCAGGCUGAAUGGCUGCGAAACCAACCACAGUGGGAAUGGCCGGACCACCCGGACAGACUGGAGGUUCUCGGUCUGAGUCCCGUCAAAUUGGAUUAUAAUAACACGAAUUGGUAUCAGCUCUACCGGGACAUUACUGUCAAUUGGAAACAGCUCAAAGGGCUACAGAACCGUGCUCGGAUUUGGGACGCCAUGAUGCAGAUUGUUGGUGCGAUCAAGGAUCUCGACGAUACCCACCGGCAAAAGUUCCCACAGCAUACCCAUCCAUACCCAAACCCCAAAAUCACAGCCAUGCCAAUCCUACCACUCCUCCCCCAACAAUCCCAAACACCCGCGAUCCACACGGCCCGGCUUCUCCUCCGACCGUUUCGGGCCGCGGAUCUUCCCGCUCUGCACGUUCUCCGAACCACUCCCGAUGUCAUGCGCUGGACCCGACAGGGGCGCAUCGACGCCACGACAGAAGAAACGAGUAAAUGGAUGGAACGGUUCACACAUGACACCGAAGCAGGGGAACGACCGAACUACAAUUUCGCGGUCCUGCGCAAAACGAUCCAGGGUGAAGUCUCGGCCACGACGUCCGAGGAAGGCGAUCUUAUUGGCAUUAUGGGCAUCGUAUCUAUUACCGCUGAGGACGGUCCCGAGGUGGGAUAUCUAUUUCUGCCUGAGACGUGGGGGAGCGGGUACGCCACGGAAGCGCUGAAGGGGUUUGCGGAAGCGUGGUGGAGGUUGCCGAUUCCUGGGGACGGGGUCUCUGGGGCUGCGGAAGUGGGGACAUUGCGUGCUGUGACGGAUAAGACGAACGUGGGGAGUGCGAAGGUACUGACUAAAUGUGGAUGGACGAUUGUGGGGGAAGGUGUUGAUGGGGUGGGCGAGAAGAAGGUAGAAUUGUUGCAUUGGAUGCUGCGACGCCCUGCGGUUUGA